AUGAAAUAAAGACCUACAACUGCCAAAGCUCCAUUAACCAUGGAUUCCAAGGAUAUCCAUCAACUAUAUGAGCUUGAUAGUAAUUCACUUUGUCUCCAACUAGGUCGUUAAUAUUAAUUAAUUGGUAGUAAUCUAUCGCAUUUUAUCAUUUUGAACGAAUUGGGCAAAGGUUCAUUUGGUGUAGUCUAUAAGGUCAAAUCAACUAAUGAUGGACUUAUCUAUGUCUUGAAGAAGAUAAACCUCACUCAUCUUAAACCAAAAUAAUAAGGUAUUAUUAUUUCAGAUUUCUAAGCUGAAGCACUAAAGGAAGCAUAACUUCUACGAACUUUAAAGCAUCCAAAUAUUAUAAGUUAUUAUGUGAGUUUCAUUGAAUAAGAUAAUCUUUGUAUAAUAAUGGAAUAUGCAGAAGGAGGAGAUCUCUAGAAAGUACUUAAAACUUAUAAAUAGUUACUCAAAGAUUAUAAGGAAAAAAGAAAAAGCUUGAAAGAAAAUACUAUUUGGUAAAUGAGUAGAGAAUUAACUUAAGCUAUAUAACAUUUACAUGAAAAUAAUAUUAUUCAUAGGGAUAUUAAGACACUUAAUGUUUUCCUUACUAAAGAUAAACACAUAAAAUUGGGUGAUUUAGGAGUUUCUAAAAUAUUUAAUUCUGAAAUUGCCUUAGAUGGUACACGUGUUGGUACUCCUCUUUAUCUUGCACCAGAACUUGUCUAACAUUAACCUUAUGAUUAUAAAGUAGAUGUUUGGGCUCUUGGUUGUAUUGUAUUUUAGUUGGCUACACUGGAACCACCAUUUUAAGGAGAAAAUCUAAUUACCUUAGGUUAUAGUAUUGUUAACCAUUCACCAAAACCUUUGCCUUCAUAAUAUUCAAGCUGUAAAUUUAUAAAUCAUAUAUUAAGAAUUAUUCUAAUUCAUUACUAAAUUAUUAGAGAAAAUUCCUACAUUAAGACCUAGUAUAUAAUAAAUUAAUAGUCUAUUCUUUGAAAAAUAAGGUGGCGAAUUAAAAAUAUAAUAGUAUUUAAUAUAAAUAAAUAAAGACAUAUUGAAGAACGUACUUCACCUACUCUAAAUCAAAAUUAGCAUCAUUAUUAAAGACCUUUAACAGGCAAUCUAAAUAAAUAGAUAACACCAUCUAUAGAAUUUGAUAAAGUUAAUAAAAUAAAAAAAUCAAUUUUAUAAGUUGAAGGUAAUAUUGAUUAUCUUUAUAAUGUUGAGACAAAUUAAAAAGUAUAAAAAUAGAAUGAAACGGAUAAAAUUAUUAAAUAAUAGCAAUAUUAAUAAAUAAUUACAGAAUAAUAAGAAAAAUUAGAAAAAGAGAAAUUGGAUAAGCAAAGAGAGGAGAAAAUAGAAAAUGAGAAAUAAAUUAAAUUAGAAAAAUAACUAUUAUCAUAAUAAAAAGAAAAAUUAAAUAAAUUAGAUAAGUUAAUUUAAUAAAAUUAAAUUAAGAUAGAUCCUAAUCACAAUGAAUACCAAUUAUAAAAACCUAUUUAAAAAUUACAACAUAAUAAAGUUAAUCUUUUUAUUGAAGAUUAUGAUCUUAAAUAAUCUUGUGAUGAAUAAAAGAGUGCCUUUUCAGUUGAUAAACAUCCUUAAAUAAAAUUUAAAUACUAAAAACCAAUAAAUACAUAUUAAUCUAAUAUUUAAAUAAGACCCUUAUCUGCAUAAGCAAGAUGCUCAUUUGUUAAUAUAUCUUCUAAAUCAAAAUUAAUCCCAGUAUUACAUCAUAACUAAUCAGCUUAAGAGACUAAAAAGUUUACAGUAUUAGAUUUAAAUCCAAAUUUUAAUGAACAUUCUUACCAUUAAGAAAUACCUUUAUCAUAACCAUCAUUAAUUAAAUAACCUGAAAAAAAUGAAGAAUAACAUAUGAAUAAUGUUAAUAAUAAAGAGAUUUCACUUAAUAAAACAAAAGAGAAUAUCCGUAUCAAAAGUGUAUUCAAUUUAUAAAAAACAAAUAAAAGAUUUAAAAAUUAAUUCUAAGAACAAAGUAAUUAAAUUAUUAAACAUUAUACCUUAAAAGACUUAGAAGAGUGAAAAAUAUAAUGUAAUUUUUGUUAUUUUUUUUUUUCUUUAUAACCUAUAUAUUUGUAAAUCUAUUAUUGUAACAUAAUUAUGAAUUAUAGAUAUUAAAGAGGCAAUCAAAAACAAUUACUUUUCUUUAAUCGAAUUCUUUCGAUGGUAAUUGAAAUACAAAAUAAGUUAUAUAUAUAUAUUAAUAUUUAUUAUUAUUGAGUAAUGUCUAAAUCAUCUAAGUCCAGUCGUAAUUUUAUUAUUUCUAUUUCUUAGGAAGCAGUCCAUCCAAGAGUUAACAUUAGAGCCCAAGUCCAAAAUCGAAAUCAAAUUCACAUCCAAAUUAAGGUUAAUCACACAUCAUAUAUCAACAUUCAAAAUACCUCACUAUCAACUACUUCAACAUUAUCAACAUAUAGAAAAAUUAUGCCUCCAUGUCUCCAAUUUGUCCAAGAGAGUUACCGAUGCCGAGUUGAAAGAAAUCUUCGAGAAGUAUGGCCAAAUUGAAUAUGCCACUGUCUGUAUGGAGCCCCGUAGCAAGGGGUAGUAAUUUCCCUAUCUCUAAUUUACCCUAGCCCUGGCAAAGUAUCUAGAGGUUUUGGAUUCGUUAAAUUUGCCAAAAAAGAAAGUGUCCAAAUUGCUCUAGAGGCUAUGCAAGACAAAGAAUUGCAUGGAUCAAAAAUGAAAGUGGAAGUUUCUAAAAGAGCAGAGCCAAGAAGAAAGACCCCAGGUCGAUAUGCUGGUUAUGCCUACCGUCGAUCUAGAUCUAGAUCACAUAGAAGAAGAAGAUCUGUAUCAUCUGACUCUUAUUCAAGUAGUCGUAGAAGACAUCAUAGGUGUUAAAUUUAUAACUAUUAUUUAGUCGUCGACGACAUUAUAAAAGAAGAUCAAUUUCAAAAUCAUAUUCUAGGAGUCCAAGUUAGAGCCACAGAAGGAGAAGAAGAUGAACAAAUAGAUAAUAUUUCAAAUA
Molecule: messenger RNA, 2974 nt
Organism: Paramecium primaurelia
Lineage: Eukaryota; Ciliophora; Oligohymenophorea; Peniculida; Parameciidae
Source: the annotation of a GenBank genome assembly